Molecule: messenger RNA, 1545 nt
Organism: Amborella trichopoda
Lineage: Eukaryota; Viridiplantae; Streptophyta; Magnoliopsida; Amborellales; Amborellaceae
Source: RefSeq, a predicted model, not a curated record
AUGGUGUACGCUCGAAGAGUGUUUGAUACAAUGCCUGAGAGAGAUGUCUUUUCAUGGAACACCAUUAUCAGGUGUUACUCGGAUGUUGGUCCUUGUCAACAGGCUUUAGUUCUGUAUACAGAGAUGCAUCAAUCUGGUUUUCUUCCUGAUCACUUCACGUUCCCUUUUGUAGUGAGGUCGUGUGCCGUUAUAUCAGCUUUCAGAGAGGGAAAAGGAAUACAUUGUAACAUAAUUAAACAUGGGUUUGAUUUGGAUGUGUUUGUUCAGACUUCUUUAGUGGCCAUGUACUCUCAAGCUGGUGAGCUUGAGAAUUCAUGGUUGAUAUUCAACCAAAUUCCGGCCAAGAACACUAUGAGUUGGACAGCAAUGGUCGCUGGAAAGGCCCAAAAUGGGUUUUUCCGGCAAGCUUUAGAGGUAUUUUAUCAGAUGACCGUCUCUGGUUCAAGACCCAAUUCAAUUACUUUAGUAAGUGUCCUUCCUGCUUGUGCCAACUUAGAGGAUUUCAACCUUGGUAAAUCCAUUCAUGGGUGGGCAAUAAAGCUCGGAUUGGGCUCUGAUGUUUCUCUCACUAACUCUUUGAUCGCAUUGUACGCCAAAUGCAAGGACCUUGCGACUUCUCGCUCUCUUUUCAAUGGAAUGAGAGAGAAGACUUUGGUCUCCUGGAAUGCGAUGAUUGCUGCCUAUGAACGAAACGAGUCCUCUAGUGAAGCACUCAAGCUAUUUCGAAGGAUGCAAAAUGAGAAGAUGGUGUAUGACUACAUAACACUUGUCAGUGUACUAUCAGCUUGUGCCAAUUUAGGUGCACUAAAUACUGGAAGAUGGGUUCAUGAGCUAAUUGAUCGAAACGGAUUAUAUGAUAACAUUGCUAUACAAAAUGCUCUUCUAGAUAUGUAUGCAAAGUGUGGGAGUCUGGAAUUGGCUCGUGAAGUCUUCAAUAAACUAAGCCCAAAGAGCAUAGUUUCAUGGACCGCCAUUAUAGGUGCCUAUGCUCAACAUGGACAAGGAGAAGAGGCACUAGGGUUAUUUAGAAAGAUGCAAGAAGAGGGUGUGAAGCCAAAUGCCAUUACAUUCACUGCAAUUUUAACGGCUUGUAACCAUUCAGGCCUAGUAGAAGAAGGAAAAGAGUAUUUCUACAGCAUGAGAAGGGACCACAGUAUCGAGCCUCGGCUCGAGCAUUGUGCUUGCAUGGUGGACCUAUUUGGUCGAGCAGGCUCAUUGGUUGAAGCCUAUGGGUUUGUUAAGAAUAUGGGAAUUGAGCCUGAUCUUGGGGUAUGGGGGGCCUUGCUUGGGGCUUGUAAGAUUCACAAGAAUGUUGAAAUGGCUGAGAUUGUGGCUGAGCAUUUGUUCAGUAAGGAUCCUCAAACUGUUACAUAUUAUGUCCUCAUGUCAAAUAUUUAUGCAGAGGCUGGUAGAUGGGAAGAGGUCGCAAGAUUGAAGAAACUAAUAAAGGAGAAGCAAUUGAAGAAGAUACCUGGUUGGAGCUUGGUUGAGAUAAAUAGAAGGUUCCAUACAUUCCUAUCAGGACCUAGAUUAUGCCCUUCAUAA